Messenger RNA from Peromyscus eremicus (cactus mouse), 1843 nucleotides. RefSeq names its product pleckstrin homology domain containing A3 (gene Plekha3). The record is from RefSeq and is a predicted model, not a curated record. The transcript has 8 exons. Gene Ontology annotation, biological process: endosome organization; retrograde transport, endosome to Golgi; receptor recycling. NCBI's taxonomy places the organism in Eukaryota, Metazoa, Chordata, Mammalia, Rodentia, Cricetidae. Bases 281 to 1042 code for a protein of 253 amino acids. Gene Ontology annotation, cellular component: early endosome; trans-Golgi network; recycling endosome.
AAGGCCACACAGAAGGAGCAGGCAAGUUUCACUGGUGAGGUAGUUAGAAGAAAAUCCGUUUGUAGAGAGAGGAAUGUGAUCAACCGCUGGAAACUGCCCCUGCCUGUGAUAUUGGAAGUCUAGCCUUUUCUUAAAAACACCUUAAACCCAGAUCCUGUGAUCUCUGCUAUAACCAAUAUUUAAAGGUUGGCAGCCUCGAUGGUUUGUUCUAGAUAAUGGAAUCCUGUCCUACUAUGACUCACAGGAUGAUGUCUGCAAAGGGAGUAAAGGAAGUAUAAAGAUGGCAGUUUGUGAGAUUAAAGUCCACCCAGCGGACAACACAAGAAUGGAAUUGAUCAUUCCAGGAGAGCAGCAUUUCUAUAUGAAGGCAGUAAAUGCCGCCGAGAGACAGAGGUGGCUGGUCGCCCUGGGGAGCUCCAAAGCAUGUCUGACUGAUACUAGGACUGCGAAAGAAAAAGAAAUAAGUGAGACCAGUGAAUCUCUGAAAACCAAAAUGUCUGAACUUCGCCUCUACUGUGACCUCCUAAUGCAGCAGGUUCAUACAAUCCAGGAAUUUGUUCACCACGACGAGAGUCAUUCAUCUCCCAGUGUAGAGAACAUGAAUGAAGCCUCUUCCUUGCUUAGUGCCACCUGUAAUACAUUCAUCACAACCCUGGAGGAAUGUGUGAAGAUAGCAAAUGCCAAGUUUAAACCUGAGAUGUUUCAACUGCCUCAUCCGGAUCCCUUGGUUUCUCCGGUGUCGCCUUCUCCUGUUCAGAUGAUGAAGCGUUCCGCCAGCCACCCUGGUUCCUGCAGUUCAGAGAGGAGCAGCUGCUCCAUCAAAGAAGCGGCCUCCGCCCUUCACCGACCUCCGCGACGCCACAGAACCUACUCGGACACAGACUCCUGUAAUGACGUGCCCCCUGAAGACCCAGAGAGACCUCUUCACUGUUCAGGAAACACCCUUAAUGGAGAUUUGGCCUCAGCAACCAUUCCUGAAGAAAGCAGACUCAUGGCCACGACACAAUCUGAAUCUGAAGAACCUCUUCCAUCCUUCUCUUGAGGAAACGGACACAUCCAGCCUCCUCUGAGUGUUGCUAUGCAAAAGCUGCUGUAUUAAACUCGUUCUGGGGUAGCUUCCCCUCCUUAGGAUUUCUCUGCACUUUAUAGAAUAUUGUAAACAAACAACCCACAUACUUUUGAAGUGUAUUUUAUCUUUCUAUAGUUUACUUGCAAGAGUAUUUUCCUAAUGACUUCACAGUAUGAAUGUGCAUCUUUUCUUUUCUUUUUUUUUUUAAACAAAUGAUGGUGUAACAUUUUGACAUCCAUAAGGACAAAUGUAGAUAUUUUUCUAAAAAACUGUAAGGGACUGACAGCUUGGUCAGUGUGUAUUGUAGUAUAUGAACAUGAAAUCUCGCCAGGUUUGUUUGACAGAAAUGUGAUAGAUGUAACUUGUGCCAUGGACCAAAAGGUCACGUCACCCCAGCUUCAAAUUAAUUACCAUAGCAGCUUGAUGGUGAUUGGAUCACAUUCCUUUAAGCAAAAAAGGAAACACUUAAUAUUCUAAAGGUCUUUAGCCCAAAUGCCAUGACAUAUUGAACAUUUAAAAAAGGAAUCAGACUCUGCUGUACUUCAUAUGUGAAGUCGACACUACUGAUUUGUCAAUAUCAAACAUCAGGUUACAGUGUUUAAUUUUUAUUUAUUUAUUUUUUUACUGCAUCAGAAGAUGAUGAUGUCCUAACUUUUAUGAUCUCCCCAACUUAAAAUGUAUAUGCAUUGUUGUUAUUUACAUUGUUCUAAGUGAGGCAAAUGUCUCAGUGACCUUGUUCACUUACACCAGAGAAAUAAAUGGCUUUCAAUGGAA